This is a messenger RNA of Centropristis striata (black sea bass), 4314 nucleotides long. Its product is annotated as fidgetin. The record is from RefSeq and is a predicted model, not a curated record. NCBI's taxonomy places the organism in Eukaryota, Metazoa, Chordata, Actinopteri, Perciformes, Serranidae. The transcript has 3 exons. The coding region runs from base 332 to 1522 and encodes 396 amino acids.
AGAAAAGAGUACGAGCCUAACGCACACACACAGUCACACAUACACAUAAAUGUCGGCUCCCCUGUCGUACUUUGUGGAUUACUUUCCAAAUUGAACUAUUCAUCAAGAAAAUCCAGGCAUGAUCAGGUGGCAGCAUGUCGCAGCCUUGUUGAGCUGUGAAAUGAACCAUGGAGGGGUCCAGGAAGCCGGACACUAGCCGAGCCAACAGCCGCACGACCACCAGCAGCAGGAGAAGCAGCAGCCAGGGGAGGCCCCGCAGCAUGCAGCUGGGCCCUCACUAGCACCAAGUGGACCCAGUCCUCUCCUCUUCACCUGGGGCCAGGGCUGCAGAAUGCUCAGUCCUGUCACCCCAUACAGUCUGUUGAAGAUGCACUGGUCCCCGGAGCACGCUGCCCCCUUAUCUCAGUGGCCUGAGCAGCACCUAGAUGUCACCUCUACCACCUCGCCACCGUCUGCCCACAAACAUGACCCCUACGCUACAGCUGCUCGCCGCGGCUAUGCCCCUGCAGGUUACCCUUGGGCUAGUGAUGACAUAUCAGCCCUUACUGCGUCCUCUCUUCUCAAACGCUAUGCUGAGAAGUACUCGGGCUUGGAGCUGUCCUAUGAACGCCCUCCUACAGGAGCCUAUUCAGAGCCUGGUACUUUCCUGAAAACUGAAUCUGAGCCAUGGGCACUAGGCCAGGGCAUGGAGUGUUACCCUGGACUGGAGGCAUUAACUGGCACCAAGGUGUGCCCUGCAUCUGUGGGUAUUCCAGCCACGGGAAGUGUGACAGUAGUGAGCAGUAAUUUGACCUCUGAGCCAGGCUACAGUGGUGCUGGCUCCUGCAGUGCCCCGUCAUCUCAGGAAUACCCUCCUGCCUACAACAGCACCUACCUGUCUUCAGGAUACUGCCCUCAGCCCAGCGCAGCACUUCCCCCUGGCCCUCUACACCCUUUGCAGGCCGCCCCAACCCUAGUGCCCAGCUACAGCGCCAGCACUCCCGUCUACAACUACCCUCCAGGGUGCUACCCGCAAACCAGUCUGUCCUCUGGAUACAGCCACCCCAGUGCCUCCUACUUGCCCCCUGGGAUCAGUGCCCCCACUCCUCUGGCCCCUAGGCCCACCAUGGUGGGGGGCAGUUAUAACUACCCAUCUCACAGCCUUGGAGGGAGCUCCGAGGGAGGGGUGCCACUAAAACGCAAGGCCUUUGAGAUGGCAGAGGAAGGACAGGAGGGAGCAGAGGUAGAGGGGUCACACUACAGAAAGUAUGGCAACGGCCAUGGAAACAGUCAUAGCAAAGGUCACGGCAACGGGCACGGCAAUGGCUACGAUAUGAGUGGCUCGGCCUCAGACCCACAGGCCUACAAGCCUUCAAAGCCAAUAAUGUCACCCCCUUAUGGCGGGGCAGGGGACUACAGCCCACCAUCAGGUCUAGCAGGAGAGAGUGUGUCAGGGGAGCACAACUUUCCUCAGCAACAGAGAAUGUCUAUGAAGAUACCUGCACCGCAGACACGAUCUGAGGACCCCACUGCAGGGCGCUGACAACACUGGUCGGCAUUUGAGAGGAUACUCUCUGUUCUUGAAACCAACCAGGGUUUUUUGGGGGAACACAAUUAGAUUUGUCAAUGAAAGGUUUAACUUCACUAGCGAGCACAAGACUGGUAUUUCUUGUGCAACUUUAACAUUUUCAUUAUACAUGUUUUUCCAAAGAUUCACAGGAGCAUUUUGCCCUGUAAGAUUGAGGUAAGUCUUAGGGGCGAGGUUAAGGCAUUCUCUACAUAGAUAGUGUUAAGACAGUCUAAACGUAUGAGUGUCUGUUUCUCUCAGGAUCCUAUUUAUUUCCUUUCUGCUACUGCGGCAGCAGCACUGCAAACAUUGCUGUUUUAAAAGUUGGUGAAAUUUUUUUGUGGCCAUUAUGUAUGUGAAAGGCCUUCGACUGCAAUGUGUUCUUCCACACCACAAAAAUCAUUACCGACCAGAAAGUAAGGAGAGCAAUAACUGAAAUGGUGAGGUUGCUACACCACUUCAGCACAAUCACUGCUACUUUACACAGCUGUCUCCAAGGCUUGGUGUGUCACCUGGCCUUGAGAAAUGAAUGUUUUCCCUGCUCAUCCCUCGCUUUCCCCCUUUAACUUUUUUUCCCUUGACCCCUUCUUUUCAUGUUCCUUAUCCUAUCCCGGUGUCCUUCUUGUUUUCAAACUUCUUCAUUACUGAACAACUUUUUUUUGUCCAGUUUAUACAUAACAAGCUGCUUAUCAAAUGAUUGCAUAGUAUACAUGAAGCCGCCCUUUAAAAUUGUUUUGAUGUUAAGAAAGAGUGGGGAAAUAAUCUCAGAUUUUAUGUUCAUUUAAAAAUGUAUUUAGGAUUCACAAAUGGCAGCAUAUGCAGAUUGUCUUCAAAUUGUGUUGUUUACUUGCAGAUUUCUGCUGAUCCUUAAACGAACAGGUAUAUUUUUUAGAAAGUAUCUGUGAAUAAUGGUGCAGCUCACAUCUUUAAUAAAUCAAACUUUUACAAGAAAGUAGAAUGACUACACAAAUCUUAGAAAACAACCAAAAACAAACAACCAUGCUCAAGUCUGCACAAGUCUAAAAUUCACUCAAACCAAACAGUUUAAAGGCAUGUAAGCCUGUUUGUUACCUCUGUUUGGAUGCACAGCCCACAGAAACAUGCAGGUCUCAGUAGAGGAUAAAUCCUUCUUUGUGAGUGCCUCUUACAUUUUUUUCGCUCAACAUUACAUUCUUUAUGAAGAUCUACCUGCUUGUCUGCUAUAGGAUAUACUUUUUAAAAGAAAAUAUGCAUUCUCUUUACUUUUGCCUCUCAAAAGGAUGAUUUAUAGUCGUGUUAUUAAAUACUCAGGAAGAAUAUUGUUACCUCAGAAUGAUAAAAUAAGAAUGUAUGUUAUUACCUUAGGGUGUUUGUAGGGAGCUUUAUGGAGCGAGAUGAAAACGGAGCCAUGGGUUUUAUUAAGAGCAAAACAAACUCUGAACACAUCAGGGAAACUAUGAACUUACAAGGCCUUUGAUACAUACAGUAAAAAAAACGCACAUACAUACACACACAUGCACACACACACACAAAAAAGAAACACACAUGUGUCAUUGCUCUGGGAAAAUUAAACUUGAGGUUUUUGUACAAAGGCCUGAAAUGUUGAAUGUAAUUCAGAUAUUUUUUUUAAAGGACAAUACAUGCCAUAAUGUACAUCAAUGAUGUUUUUAGAUAUAUGAAACAUAUUUUCUUCAUGUAUAGAUGUAAUUCUCUUAUAGGUUUUGGUGGAGAAAUGAAUGACAUGUUAAGUGUUAGUGUAGUUAGCAGUGGGGAAACGGUUUUGUGGACAAACUGUCAAAACAAAGCACUCCUGAUAAACAACUUUUAACAUAUCAAGACUUACACAUAUUACAGAAUAUGUUUUAUAAUAGGUUUGUUAAUGUUUUAAUAAAGUGUCCAAUCUCCAUUUUCCUAUAUCAGUAUUUUAAAACAGCUUGAGUUUCACCAGUCAGUCAGUUGCAUAUGAGCUCAAACAUGAAUUGACACCAUCAAGAAGGGAGAAGUAAAAUAUUCACCAAGUAUUUUUCACUGUCAGAAAAUAUGUACAGUUACAGUGUUGUGGCUUUGUUGAUCCACUAUGCUAUCCCUUCAUAAGUUGUGCCAUACUUUUUUUAAAGGCAAAAUUAAACAAAACCAAACUAUUGCCUAAAACCAUGCCCCGAGAUUGGCUCCCCAUUGAUAGUAUGAUUUAGGCUGAAAUGCAGCUUCAGAUUUAGUCUGAAACUUAAUGUGAUAAAAAAAAGUAUUUUAAUUUGAAAAUUUAAGCACAUUCAUAAAAUUGAACUUAUCAGAAACAAAGACGUCACACAAAGAUAUUGCUUCAAAAUGUGCUGGAGGAAAAAAAAUACAGAUUACUAACAAUUUAUUACACAAAUAAUAAUGUAUUCUUACCCCCAGAUUUUAAAAGUAUUUAAGCGCUUAGCUACAACAAUUGAAUGCUCUUCAAUGCCACACAAACAAUGUGCUCUACAUUAACCUACAAAAAACAACAAACAACAGUAUUGAUGGUGUUUUCGGUUUUACUCGGAUUCAUUGAAGUGGAGUUGAAUUUGUCCAACUUAUGGAAAAUGGUAUUUCAGUGUUAUCUCUGUAAAUCAGUUGUACUUUUGUUGUAUCUUGUACAUUCUCUGUAACCAUUUCUACCUCAUUAUGAAGACAAUGUACAUGGAAAUAUUUAUUUCAUGUCAUUUCUCAUGCCAGUUUAAGAAGCAAUGUUUCUAAUUCUUGACCUGUUAUAGUCUACCUCACUAAAGACUGUUGUGUCAUGGAAAUGAAGAUAUCACACCAAA